CGGCUUGCAACUAAUGCAGAACCGGUUUUACGUAAUAACACUUUAGUUAACUUUAAUGCUCAAUUUUAUUUCGCAGAAGAGUCCCGGAUUUUUUCUGCCAAAUUCUUUCAUUUUAUGCAAAAACACGUUGAAUGAGCCUAAUUUCAUCGAAAUCGGAGAUAUGUUUGGAAAAGAAGUUGUUAAGCUCAUAACGGAGCUCGAUAUGCAUGAAGAUAUUCGACCAUUUAAUGAACAGGUGAUGCGACAAGUUUUUGAAGAGAUGCAAACACUUUAUAAAGCCAAUUUAAUGGACAGUAACGCAAUACAGAAUGAAAGAAACAAUGCAUUGUUACCAUCGGUACAUUUUCGCCAUACGGCUCUGCUCAGGAAUAAAAGAUGCAUACUGGCGUACCUAUAUCAUCGGAUCAGACGAUUACGGCAGAUGCGCUGGGAAUUGGGCAGCAUCCUACCAACCGAGAUAACCGCUAAUUUAUUGAAUGCAGAGAUGCAAUGGUUUCAGAAUUAUAAUAAAUCUCUGGCCACCUACAUGAGAUCAAUAGGUGAUGAUCAUGGAUUAAAUCUGACUGUGAAUAUGAGUCCUCCAAAGACGCUAUAUGUUGAGGUGAAGUGUUUAAGUGAUUUCGGCAAACUAGAACUUGACGAUGGUGAGAUCAUUACAUUAAAAAAAAAUACAUAUCAUCUGUUACCAAGAGCUAUAUGCGAACCACUUAUCAGACAAGGCAUACUCGAACACCAUAAUGCAUAAUUGUAUAAUUAAAAAAAGUUUCUCCCUA
Acromyrmex echinatior (Panamanian leafcutter ant) is the source of this 773-nucleotide messenger RNA. Its product is annotated as DNA replication complex GINS protein PSF1. Gene Ontology annotation, cellular component: GINS complex. Gene Ontology annotation, biological process: DNA replication; DNA strand elongation involved in mitotic DNA replication. NCBI's taxonomy places the organism in Eukaryota, Metazoa, Arthropoda, Insecta, Hymenoptera, Formicidae. The record is from RefSeq and is a predicted model, not a curated record.